AUGAAGCGUUCAAGAGAAGCAGAAGAAGAAGAAGAACAAGCAGCAGGCGCGGAGCUGUUGCUGUUGCUGUCGCUCUCCUGCGGGGAUAAGCCUGCGACGGUUCGCAAGAAGGUCAGAGCGGCGGAGGGCGUGUUCGAGUGCAAGAUUUGCAGCCGCCAGUUCCCGACGUUCCAGGCUCUCGGCGGCCACCGGACCAGCCACAACCGCCCGAGGGUCGAUCGUUCCACGUCGAGACGCAGCGUGCACCGGUGCUCCAUCUGUGGCGUGGAGUUCGCGAUGGGGCAAGCUCUGGGCGGCCACAUGCGCCGACAUAAGCCCAUGGCCGAGGACUCGAAGAAGCGGAGUGAUCCGAAGAAGAUGGACUUGACAAUGGCUGAUCCAGAGUUCGGUGAUCUGCAUCGAGUCCGCAAGACUGGUUCUCACUGUCAGCUGCUUCAGCUGUUCGUAUAG
Messenger RNA from Musa acuminata AAA Group (dessert banana), 450 nucleotides. RefSeq names its product zinc finger protein ZAT8-like. The record is from RefSeq and is a predicted model, not a curated record. The transcript has a single exon. Lineage: Eukaryota; Viridiplantae; Streptophyta; Magnoliopsida; Zingiberales; Musaceae. The coding region runs from base 1 to 450 and encodes 149 amino acids.